Messenger RNA from Hylaeus anthracinus, 865 nucleotides. Its product is annotated as trypsin-1-like. The transcript has 5 exons. Bases 23 to 790 code for a protein of 255 amino acids. Gene Ontology annotation, molecular function: serine-type endopeptidase activity. NCBI's taxonomy places the organism in Eukaryota, Metazoa, Arthropoda, Insecta, Hymenoptera, Colletidae. Gene Ontology annotation, biological process: proteolysis. The record is from RefSeq and is a predicted model, not a curated record.
AAGAAAGAUCCAACCACCAAAGAUGUUUAAACUUGUAGUGUUGAGCGCCUUCAUCGCUGGAUGCUGGGCAAUUGGCAUCCAAGCCCUCGAAAAUGGCAAGCCCUCUUUGUUCCUGGACUCCAGAAUUGUAGGCGGAAACCCUGUUGACAUUCAUAAUCACCCAUACCAACUGAGUCUUCAAACUUCCUCACAUAUUUGCGGCGCCUCUAUCAUCAGCCCCAAUUGGGUUGUAACAGCGGCUCACUGUGUCGGAAUGUCAGCUGACAGAUACAUCCUGAAAGCUGGUAGCAGCAACAAGGACCAAGGUACUAAAUACACGGUUAAGAGGAUCAUCAAACAUCCCCAAUACAACUCUCGAACUGUUGAUUACGAUAUCGCGCUUCUGGAGAUCAAUGGACAAUUCCAAUUCAGCAACAACGUGAAGGCAGUGAAAUUGGCAACAUCGGAACUCGCUGCUGGUACCUUGGUCGACGUCACUGGUUGGGGAGCACUUCAGCAAGGAGGACAGGUUUCAUCACAACUGAUGAAGGUGUCGGUGCCCAUCGUGAACAGGAAGCAGUGCCAGGAAGCUUACGGAUCGAGCUCCAUCACCGAGAGGAUGAUCUGCGCUGGAUACACCGCUGGUGGAAAAGACUCCUGCCAAGGUGACUCUGGUGGCCCCCUGGCACACCAAGGAACCCUCUAUGGUAUCGUGUCCUGGGGUUACGGUUGCGCUCAGCCUAAGCAUCCAGGUGUUUACUCCAACGUUGCUAACCUCCGCUCUUGGAUCAAACAAAACAGUGGAGUGUAAGCGUACAACGAGACCCGAAAACUUCUGUCAAUGAAAUUCUAUAAACAUGUCAUAUAUUGUAAAAUUUGGUAAAAC